AUGCCAGAGAGAGUGUGUUGGUUCCAGGGGCAGAGUUACCACAAGCUGAAGAGGGCAUGUCUGCAGCGGGGCAAGCUCUUCAAGGAUCCCCUCUUUCCCCCAUCCGCACUGUCACUCUUCUACAAACGAGCCCCACCCCCUGGACUCACAUGGAAGAGACCACGGGAACUGUGUAAGGACCCUCGUCUCUUUGUGGACAGGAUCAGCACAUGGGACCUGCACCAAGGCAGCUUAGGUAACUGCUGGAUGGUGGCGGCCACUUCCUGUCUGGCCUCGGAGCCAUCGCUGUGGAAGAAGGUGAUUCCUGACCACGUGGAACAGGAGUGGAAGCCCAAGCGUCCGGACCUGUACGCCGGAAUCUUCCACUUCCGCUUCUGGCGGCUUGGCCGCUGGACAGACGUGGUGGUGGACGACCUUCUGCCGGUCAGCGAGGACGGAACGCUGCUCUUCUGCCGCUCAGCCACGCCACGGGAGUUCUGGAGCACCCUGCUGGAGAAGGCCUACGCCAAGUUGAAUGGCUGCUAUGAGGCACUAGAAGGCGGUAACACGGCGGAGGCCCUCAUAGACUUCACAGGGGGGGUGUCGGAGCCCCUAUGCCUGGACAGGGAGGCCCUCACCCUGCACCCCGACCAGAGGAGGACGCUGUUCCAGACCCUGGCCAAGGCCCACGGAUGCAAAGCCCUCAUCACCUGCUCCAUACGGCCAGCGGAGGGAGAGAGAGUAGAGUCGGUGCUAGACUGUGGUCUGGUGCGGGGCCAUGCCUACGGUAUCACCGCGGUGAGGAAGGUGCGUCUGGGGGAGCGGUCACUGCUGCCUGGCCGUUGUAGCGGGACGUCCCGUCUCGGCAUGGUGCGCAUGAGGAACCCCUGGGGUACAGCCGACUUUACCGGGCCCUGGAGUCAGGGGUCUCAGCAGUGGCAGCAGGUUGGUCGUGGUGAGAGGGAGAAGAUGGGCCUCAUUGUCAGAGAUGUGGGAGAGUUCUGGAUGGAGUUUGAGGAUUUCUGCCGCUACUUCACAGAUGUGGUGGUGUGUCGUCUGGUAGAACGAGCCCUGCUGUGGCCCAACACCCACUGGAGAGAGGUUCGCUGCCAUGGGGAGUGGGUCCCAGCCCCCAACACUACCGGGGAAACCCCCGCCACCCUCCUCCCCGUCCGCCAGGCAUCCAACCUCAGGAAGAACACAGCCAAGCCUGGGGAGGUGAACCAGACUCAGAGAGGGGACCGGAAGGAGGCAAGAUUGGGGAAGAGACGGAGAGGUGGAGGAGGAGAAGUAGGAAGCGGUGGAGGGAGAGACAAGGUGGCUGUGGCGAAGAAGGGGGGGGAGAAGAAGACAAAGAGGAAGGAGGAGAGCGUGAAGAAGGGGGGAGAGGUGGAUGGACGGUGGGAUAAACACAUGGAUAAGAGGAGUAGGUGUGGAGGAUGCAUCAACCACAAAGACACCUUUCUACACAACCCCCAGUUCAUGUUUGAGGUGCAGGGAAAGGAGGAUGAGGUGUUGAUCUGUCUGCAGCAGGAGGACAGGAGGAUAAAGAGGAAGGAUGGAGGAGGAGCGAAUCUGCCCAUCGGCUUUGAGGUGCUGAGGGUGGAGGUGAACCGUCUAAGCCGUGUGCAGCGUGUGGUGGAGCAGGCUGCAAGCUCUGUGUACAUGGACUCCCGUAGCGUUGCCCUGCGAGUGACCCUGGUCCCCGGCCGCUACGCCCUCCUCCCCACCACCUUUCAACCUAGGGCCACCGGACGCUUUCUGCUACGCCUCUUCUCACAUUCACACCUCAGACUCAGUGAGUUGAGACAGGAGUUGCCUGCUCUCUCAGUGUGGCAGUGCUGUCUCCCCCAGUCCAGUAUAGUGACCACCGUCCACCUGCGCCGAGCCUGCGGACUCAGCCAGCCCAAACAGAAACCACCAGAUGUGUAUGCUGUGAUCUGUUGUGAGGACGACACCAUAAGAACACGAGUGUUCAAGGAGGAUGGAAAUCCAGAGUUCAACAUGAGGGCCAUUUUCUAUAGGAGAUACCCAGACGCACACAUCAGCAUUAAGUUGUGGAGCCGUGGUCUACUUUGGGACACUCUAUUAGGAGGGGCUCGACUCCAGACCGGCGACAGUGAGCGAGGGCGGAGCCAGGGGAUUGACCUACAGGGCGGCCAAUCACAUUCAGGAUACCGGGGAUGCAUCUACGUGGAAACCUCAUCCAGCAAAUGCCUGACAGACUUGUGA
Molecule: messenger RNA, 2211 nt
Organism: Salvelinus namaycush (lake trout)
Lineage: Eukaryota; Metazoa; Chordata; Actinopteri; Salmoniformes; Salmonidae
Product: calpain-5-like
Exons: 12
Coding region: 1-2211 (736 amino acids)
Biological process (GO): proteolysis
Cellular component (GO): cytoplasm
Molecular function (GO): calcium-dependent cysteine-type endopeptidase activity
Source: RefSeq, a predicted model, not a curated record